AUGGCUACGGAUGAAUCAACGGUGUACUACAAGAAGCAAGCCAAAUAUCAUGACAAACGAAACAUCCUCAACAAGUCGUAUUUAAUUGAGCCAAUAAUACGGCAUCGAAUCCAGGAUUCUAUAUUUUAUAAACAACACCUUUAUUUGACCAAUGAAUCAACCAUACUUCCAAUCAUUACUCAACACGUGCACCACGUCUCUGGUGUUGAUUCAGUAGGUAGACCUAGUCCUUUCCUUCAAUGCCUUUUACGAAUGCUUGAGUUGGAACCUUCAAAGGAAGUUAUCAAUGUGUUCCUUGACCAAUUAUCGUACAACGAAUUCAAAUACUUGACAGCAUUGACAUUGAUAUACAUAAGAUUGGUGUACCCGAGUGAAGAUGUUUACAAUAUAUUUGACAAGUUUGCUCAAGAUUAUCGAAAAUUGCGAAUCAAGUUGAAAACCCCUGAAUUCAAUGCCUUGAAACAGCCAAUACACUACAAAAUUGGAUACAUCGACGUGUUUAUAGACGAUUUGCUAACGCAGGAAAGAGUAGUAGAUCUCAUAUUGCCACGCCUCAUUUCGCGGUUUAGUUUGAUGGAGCGUGGAUUAGUUGCUCCUAGACAAUAUUUUAUAGACGAUGAGCUGCAAAAAGAUGUAACAACAACAAUGUCGCUAAUUGAGAACAACGAUAUUGACAAGAGUGAUGGUGAAAGUUCUUAUCAAAGUGAUAGUGACUAG
Molecule: messenger RNA, 717 nt
Organism: Lodderomyces margitis
Lineage: Eukaryota; Fungi; Ascomycota; Pichiomycetes; Serinales; Debaryomycetaceae
Gene: FGR16
Product: U4/U6-U5 snRNP complex subunit
Exons: 1
Coding region: 1-717 (238 amino acids)
Cellular component (GO): precatalytic spliceosome
Source: RefSeq, a predicted model, not a curated record